AUGAUCAUUAUUCGUACCAUGCUUGGUAUUACAAAGCUACUAGUAUUAUUUUUCUUUAAAUUUUCUUCUGCAACCGAUACCAUUACACAAUCACAACCACUUUCUGAUGGCAGCACCUUGGUAUCUAAGGAUGGAACAUUUGAAUUGGGUUUCUUCAAUCCUGGUACUUCCACAAACCGCUAUGUUGGAAUUUGGUACAAAAAUAUCCCAGUAAGAAAAGUUGUUUGGGUUGCAAACCGUGAUAAUCCAAUCAAAGACAGUUCAAGCAAGUUGAUCAUAAGUAAUGAGGGAAACCUGGUACUUCUAAAUCGGAAUCAAUCAAUUAUAUGGUCAACAAACACACGAGAAACAACAAGAACAACAUCAAAGAUUCCAAUUGCGCAACUAUUAGACAAUGGAAACUUAGUACUCAAAAAAGACGGUGAAGAGGAUUUUCUAUGGCAGAGCUUUGAUUAUCCGAGUGAUACAAUAUUAGCAGGAAUGAAAGCUGGUUGGGACAAGAAAAAGGGUCUAAAUAGGAUUCUGGUUGCAUGGAAAAACUGGGAAGAUCCAUCUUCAAGUGAUUUUACUUCAGCUGUUGUACAAUCUCCUAGUCCUGAGAGUUUUAUUUUCAAAGGCUCGACAAAAUAUUUCAGGACUGGACCAUGGAUUGAUCGUCGAGCUAGUGGAGUAAUUGGGUUGGCAGAAAAUCCACUUUAUGAUUAUGAAUUCGUCAACAAUGAAGAUGAGGUAUAUUAUAUGUUCACACUCAAAAACACUUCUGUGGUUUCUAUACUUGUAUUGAACCAAACAAGUUUGGUUCGUCAACGCUUGAUUUGGAUUUCAGAAACGAAAUCAUGGAAUGUUUACCAACACCUACCACAGGAUAGUUGUGAUGAAUAUAAUGUUUGUGGCGAUAAUGGUUUAUGUGCGCUUAAUGAAUCACCUAUGUGUCAGUGUUUAGAUGGGUUUAAGCCGAAAUCGGCGCAACAAUGGAAUGCAAUGAAUUGGAGACAAGGUUGUGUACGUAAUGGUAAUUGGAGCUGUGGGGUGAAAGACAGAGACGGGUUUAAAAGAAUUGCUGGUGUGAAAUUGCCAGACACUGGACAUUCUUGGAUUGAUGAGAAAAUGACACUUAAAGAUUGUAAAGCUAAAUGUUUGGAAAAUUGUUCAUGUAGUGCUUACUCUAGCUUAGACUCAAGUGGGGCUGGUAGUGGUUGUUCUAUUUGGUUUGGUGCACUUGCUGAUCUUAGAAUUUCACAAACUGGACAAGAUUUAUAUGUUCGAAUGGAUGUUUCUGAUAUUGGUGAUAAAAAUGGACAUACUAAAACGAUAGUAUUGGCUGUUUCAAUUACAGUUUCAGUAGUUCUUGUGGUGUUAUUGGCAUUCACCUACAUUUAUAUUAAAAAGGCGAAAUAUAAAGAUGAAAUAGAGAAAGCCACGAGGUCAGAAGAGAAUGAUGAAGACACACAUGAAGGUUUUGAGCUUCCUAUCUUUGAUAAAGCCACAUUACUCAAGGCCACACAUAACUUCUCUUUUAACAACAAACUCGGUGAAGGUGGUUUUGGACCGGUAUACAAGGGUACAUUGCUCGAUGGACGACAAAUUGCUGUUAAAAGGCUUUCAAAGAGUUCAGGACAAGGAAUAAAAGAGUUUAAAAAUGAAGUUAUAUUAUGUGCUAAACUUCAACACCGAAAUCUUGUAAAGGUUCUUGGGUGUUGUAUCGAAAGAGAAGAGAAAAUGUUGAUCUAUGAAUAUAUGUCCAACAAAAGUCUUGAUUCAUUUCUUUUUGAUCCAUCUCAAAGCAAAUUGUUAGAUUGGUCUACACGAUUUAACAUUCUAUUUGGAAUUGCUCGAGGACUUCUUUAUCUUCACCAAGAUUCAAGAUUAAGAAUCAUACACAGAGAUUUGAAAGUGAGUAAUAUUUUACUGGAUGAUGAUAUGAAUCCAAAAAUUUCAGAUUUUGGCAUGGCUAGAAUGUGUGGAGGUGAUCAAAUUGAGGGGAUAACAAAUAGAAUAGUUGGCACAUACGGUUAUAUGGCACCUGAAUAUGCAAUUGAUGGAUUAUUCUCUAUAAAAUCAGAUGUAUUUAGCUUUGGAGUAUUAUUAUUAGAAAUUAUGAGUGGAAAGAAAAAUAGAGCACUUAACUACCAAGAGCAGGAUCAUAAUCUUAUUGGAUAUGCGUGGAGAUUGUGGAAAGAGAGCACUCCACUCGAAUUGAUCGAUGAUUCUUUAAGGGACUCUUGUAUUGAAUCUGAAGCAUUACGCUGCAUUCAAAUUGGCCUAUUAUGCGUACAAUACCAUCCCGAUGAUAGACCCAGCAUGUCAUCUGUCGUUGUGAUGUUGAGUAGCGUAAACACUUUGUCUGAACCAAAGGAACCCGGUUUCUUGAUUAAAAAAAAUUCAAUUGAUGGAGAACAAACAUCUUCUUCGGCAAAUGAAGUAACCAUCUCAUUAUUAGACGCUAGAUAA
Messenger RNA from Vicia faba (fava bean), 2451 nucleotides. Lineage: Eukaryota; Viridiplantae; Streptophyta; Magnoliopsida; Fabales; Fabaceae. The record is from the annotation of a GenBank genome assembly.